AUGGCCAUCCAGAAAGCACCCCCUAAUUCCCGCCCCGAGCCCAGCAGCGAGACCUUCCAGCUGCAGCUCUCCUCAGGCAACGGGCCCGUCUACCGCACCGUCCAGCGCACGCCGCCGCGCGACGCAACCCCGUCCGAGAUCCCCAUCAUCGACAUAUCCGGCAUCUUCAGCGCCUCGCUCCCGGACCGGCGGGCGGUGGCGCGGCAGGUCCACGCGGCGGCGACCAACAACGGCUUCUUCUACAUCAGGAACCACGGCGUUCCCGCCGCCGUGACCGACGCCGCGCACGCGGGCUGCCUCUCCUUCUUCCGGCAGCCGCAGGCCGUGAAAGACCGCGCCAACGCGCGGCAGUCGGCCUACUUCAACGGCUACAAGCCCCCCCGCACGCAGCGCAUCAACCCGGCCGAGUCGGUCGACAACCGCGAGACCUUCUCGUGGACUUACGACCCGCGCUGCGACCCGGCCGUGCCCUCGCUCGAGUCCCUCCCGCCGCGCGUGCGGCAGUUCCUCCGCAUCGAGCCGGACGGUCCCGCGGGAGAGGAUGAGGAUAAGAAGAAGAAAGAGGACGGACAGGGCGGAGACGGAGAUGGGGCGGGAGAAGAGUACAGGCGCUUCCCCUGGUCGCAGACGACGACGGUCCCGCACUUCGCGCCCGCCGUGAUCGCGUACUGGCGGUCCUGCCUGGCGCUCGCGCGCGCCCUCGUGCGCUCCUUCGCGCUCUCCCUCGACCUGCCCGAGGACUUCUUCGACGCCAAGGUGACCCACCCGGACGCCGCCCUCGCGCUCAACUACUACCCGCCGCUGCCCCUCACCCCGGCGCACAGCCCGUCCCCGGACCAGAGCCCGACGCUAUCACCUUCUUCACAACAACAACAGCAGGAACAGGUCUCGAUAGGCUCGCACACAGACUUCCAGCUCUUCACGAUCCUGCACCAGGACACCGUCCCGGGGCUGCAGGUGCUCUCGCGCGAGGGCCAGUGGCUCAACGCGCCGCCGAUCCCGGGGACGUUCGUGGUCAACAUCGCCGACUACCUGCAGCGCAUCACCAACGACGUCUACGUGUCGACGGUGCACCGGGCCAUCAACAACGGCGGCGGCGGCGGCGGGUCCUCAAACUCACAGCAGAACCAUCGGGAGCGCGUCAGCAUGCCCUUCUUCUUCGGCUUCAACAUGGACGAGAGCUGCGCCGUGCUGGACAGCUGCGUCGGCCCCGGCAGGCCGCGGCGGUACGACGAGGUCAGCUGCUACGAGUGGGUGCAGCGGCGCGUGAGGGCCAUGCACGACACCCGCGAGCCGGCGCAGCGGGCAUGA
Molecule: messenger RNA, 1311 nt
Organism: Diaporthe amygdali
Lineage: Eukaryota; Fungi; Ascomycota; Sordariomycetes; Diaporthales; Diaporthaceae
Exons: 1
Coding region: 1-1311 (436 amino acids)
Molecular function (GO): dioxygenase activity
Source: RefSeq, a predicted model, not a curated record